Messenger RNA from Teleopsis dalmanni, 1447 nucleotides. RefSeq lists its product as uncharacterized. The record is from RefSeq and is a predicted model, not a curated record. The transcript has 9 exons. The coding region runs from base 1 to 1404 and encodes 467 amino acids. NCBI's taxonomy places the organism in Eukaryota, Metazoa, Arthropoda, Insecta, Diptera, Diopsidae. Gene Ontology annotation, cellular component: extrinsic component of mitochondrial inner membrane.
AUGGGGGUUUCGUUAGUUGAUUCCAUCGAUCUAUCAAAUACAUUUUUAGAGAAUUUACAAAAACUUAUUAAUCAAACGCCGAUUACCGAUGUCGAGACUACCGACGAUGAAGAGGAAUACAUUGAGUAUGUGUAUAGACCACGUCAAUACUUUUCCGUUUCGCUGUGCAAUUACUGCAAAUGUGAUUUAAAUGGACAGAUGCUCCACGAGUGUAAACGCUGCAGAAUGGUUUUCUACUGUAAUCCGGAACACAUGAAGAGCGACGAGCAGCACCGGCAAUGCUGCUAUGCAUUGAGGCAAGUUGCCGAAAAUUGUGGUGGAUAUAUAUUCUACAAAUGCGAUGUGUUUACAAUGGAUCAAUUUCGAUCUUACCGAAUUGUCACUGUCCGACAAGUGGAAUCUAUAAUCAAUCGCACCUUAACACCUACCGAAAGAGAAAUAGUGUUAUUUCCAAGAAUAUGUACCAACAACAAAUGUAGGGAAUAUCGAUUUAGUAAAUUAAUGGAUUGCAAAAAGUGCGGACAGGUAGCAUUCUGUAAAGAUAAACCAGAUCAUUUAAAAGCAGAUCAUAUCUUAUGGUGCGAACCAUUUAGAUUAUUUAAGAAAUUAAUAAUAUUCCAAGAGAAAUAUGGAAGACUUGAACCUACAUUACCGUCCAAAGUUUUAAAGGAUCUACCAGGCGCCGUUUCAAAUACACAGCACAUGUUUUUCAAAUUGAAUUUAGAUAUCAAGGAAUCCUGUGAAUAUGCAGUUCUAAGUCAAAUUGCAACGGGUCCUUUGACGGCUUGGUAUGCACUAAAGCUUUGCGAACAGUUAAAGAGUAAUGAAGAAGUCACUAUACAUUUAAUUGGGGCUGAAAUUGAGUUCGAAGUCGAUACGCUUCAUAAAUGGGAAUUAUUUUUUUUACACAUAACACCACAUGUAAAAAUAUUAAAUAUAGUAUUUAUAGGACCUGAACUGAAACAGACAAAUAUAAGUUUUGAACAACUGCAAAAAACUAAAUGCUGCCGUGUAUGUCGUAAAAAUGGUCGUGAAUUGAAUUAUUAUUUUGAAAAUAUUGUUUAUCAUGAUUAUCGUAAAGGAAAGACAUUUUCUCAACCAAAUUUAAUUUGUUUCUUCAAUGCUGGACUAUACCGUUCCACUGGUUUUCAAAUGGAAGAUAGUUGGCCAGAAACUAUUGAUGCCGCUGUUAAUUUAAAAUGUCCAAUUAUCGUGACAUCAUACACUGCUUACGAAAGUCCUUUGGAUAUGAAACAGAUUUUACAAGAUAGUGGUAGAUGUCUUAACAUAAUAUUACCGCCUACUAUAAACCCAUUUGCUUCAACAAAGCCGGAAAGGAACUUCAUAUCAGAAGAAGACGCUCCAUUGAUUUUUAAAAAUUAUUAUUGUUUUGUAGUUGAAUAAAACAAAAUUUUUUUUCAUUUAUACAAAAAAGUUGAAUAUAUCU